AUGAACUCCGAUCCCGCGACUCGGGACUGCGUGGAUCAGCUCGAGGACGCGCUGAGUCGGCUCAACGACUCGGUUUCGGCGAUGGGACAGAAGGCGUUAACCGAGGCUAAAGUCAACGACAUACAGACGUGGAUAAGCAGCGCUGUGACAGAUCAAGAGACGUGCUUGGAUGGGUUGGAAGAGAUGGGAUCAACGGCUGUCGAUAAAGUGAAGAGCAAGAUGAAGAGGUCCAUGGAGUACACCAGCAACAGCUUAGCCAUUGUAGCUAAUUUCAAGGCCAUUCUUGACAAAUUCCACAUACCGCUCCACUAA
This is a messenger RNA of Prunus armeniaca (apricot), 312 nucleotides long. NCBI's taxonomy places the organism in Eukaryota, Viridiplantae, Streptophyta, Magnoliopsida, Rosales, Rosaceae. The record is from the annotation of a GenBank genome assembly.